AUGGCUCCUGGGCGAGCGCGCAAGCGGGCGAAGGGCACCACCACCACCGACACCGAGCUGUCGGCCGCCGCCCACCUCGACUCGGCGUCCGACUACUCGCAGCCGUCCCUCGCCUCGGUCGACUCGACCCUGCGCUGCCCAAUCUGCACAGAGCUCUUCGCCGCGCCCGUCAUCCUCACGACGUGCUCGCACUCGUUCGACUCGCGGUGCCUGCGCGAGUACCUCGUCGGCCACAAGCGGUGCCCGUCGUGCCUCCGCGAGUGCAGCGAGGACAACAUCCGCCUCAACCUCGCGCUCCAAGCCACCGUCGCCGCGGCUGCCCUCCUCCACCUCCAGUCGCUCGCCGCGCCUUCCUCCCCUUCUCCUGCCGCCCGUCCUUCUCCGCCGUCAGCAGCUCGCACACCCGGCAGCUUCGUCUCGGGCAAGCGCAAAGCUUCGGCCCUCACCUCCUCGUCGUCGUCGCCCGCCGUCAAGAGCGAGCCGCACGAACCCGCCGCGCUUGUCCUCGUCGACGACGGCAGCUCGGACGUCGAGAUCAUCGACGAGGGCACGGUGCCCUCGUCGACGGCGCGCAGGGCGCCGUCGAGGAAGAAGGCGAGGGGAGCGGGCGGGCGCGAGGCGAGAGGAGCGAGAGGAGGAGGACCGGGCAAGGGCAAAGGGCGGGCAAAGCUCGAGGAGGCGGACCCGACAGACCCGUCGCUCAUCCUCGAGUGCCCUCUCUGCGGCGGGUCGAUCAAGAACGCCCUCAUGGCCCUGCACGUCGAGCGCUGCAACGGCGUGCCGCCGCCGGCGACUGCGACGACGAGUGCCGCCUGGGGCAAGCUGCUCGGCGCAACUGGACGCAGCACCGGGGCGAGAGACGGCGACAGCGACUCGUCGACCUCGAACGUGCGCGAGGGCAGCAAGCUCGACACGACGCGGCCCUUGCCGCUCGCGAGCUACGCCCGCAAGUCGGUCCAGGAGCUCAACGACAUGCUCAAGGCCUACGACCUCCCGACGGCCUUGCCCUCUUCCUCGUCCUCGCGCGACACGUCCACCCUCUCGACCGACGCCAAGCUCGCCCUCCUCGUCCGCCGUCACCGCCACUUCCUCGUCCUGUGGAACGCCAACGCCGACCUCGCCCCCGAGGACCCGGCGCACAAGAGCGCGCAGGGCGUGCGCGACGAGCUGCGCAGGUGGGAGAGGACGCAGGGGGCGGCGACGAGUGGAGCCGGGGCGGGUGGCGGCGGGAGCGCGCAGGGAGGGAUGGGCGAGUGGAGCGCCAAGGCUCACCUGAAGCAGUACGCCGACGACUUUCGCGAGCUCGUUUCGCAGGCGAGGGCAUCGGCGCUUGCGGCACGCCAACCUCGGCAGGAGGACGAGUCGGCACAGGAGCAAGGCGACAAGAUGCAGGUGGACGAGGACGAGGGGGCGCGAGCGCAGGCGGCGGCCGAGCCCGCCGCGGCCUCGAUCACGACCGGCGCGAGUACGGCGCCAGGAGCUGGCGGCGCAGGAGCGGCUGCACCCCGUCGCACCGUCCGCAUCCUCUCUCCUCCACCGCGCUCGUCCCCCUCGCCAGCCGCCUCCCCUUCUCCCCGCCCGCGCACCUCGUCUUCCUCCUCGCCCCCACCGCCCAUUCCGCUCUCUCACGACUUUGACUCGCCGACCGCACGACCGUCGACGGCACGCCUGAGCAGGACGGCGUCGCGCUCGCCGUCGCGGUCGUCGUCGCCGUUCGACGCCGAGCGCCCGCCUCGGGCGAGCCAGCGCAACCGCGAGGAGGAGCGCAUGUUUGCCGAGAUGGAUGCGGCGAGGGAGGAGGCCGAGGCGAGGGCUGCGGCGGCGGGAGGAGAGCUCGAAGGAGGGCCCAAGAACGAGGACGAGGGAGAGGGGGCGAGGUCGAUGGCCUGA
This is a messenger RNA of Rhodotorula graminis WP1, 1890 nucleotides long. RefSeq lists its product as uncharacterized. The coding region runs from base 1 to 1890 and encodes 629 amino acids. Gene Ontology annotation, biological process: protein monoubiquitination; DNA damage tolerance. Lineage: Eukaryota; Fungi; Basidiomycota; Microbotryomycetes; Sporidiobolales; Sporidiobolaceae. The record is from RefSeq and is a predicted model, not a curated record. Gene Ontology annotation, cellular component: nucleus; Rad6-Rad18 complex. Gene Ontology annotation, molecular function: single-stranded DNA binding; ubiquitin protein ligase activity. The transcript has 6 exons.